GUUGAGCUUCUAGGUUCUGUUUGCUAAGGUGGAGCAGUUUCGUGUCUCACUGGGAAGUGCAACAUUCAUGUUCCUGGAGUGAUAUCUUGUUGAAGACAUGAUUGAUACAUUGAAGGGCUGGGCGGAAUACUUGGUGGAAUGGGCUGCCAAGGACCCAUAUGGUUUUCUUAUAACCGUCCUCUUGGCCCUCACCCCGCUCUUCCUGGCGAGCGCAGUCCUGUCAUGGAAAAUGGCAAAAAUGAUCGAGGCCAAAGAACGGGAUCAGAAGAAGAAACAGAAACGUCAGGAAAACAUUGCUAAGGCCAAGCGGACAAAGAAGGACUAAGAGGGAUAACAAAGCUGAGCCUUUUGUAAUGGAAAUAAAGUGCCCUCCUCACAAGGA
Xenopus laevis (African clawed frog) is the source of this 382-nucleotide messenger RNA. RefSeq names its product small integral membrane protein 15 S homeolog (gene smim15.S). The record is from RefSeq and is marked provisional. Lineage: Eukaryota; Metazoa; Chordata; Amphibia; Anura; Pipidae. Gene Ontology annotation, cellular component: membrane.